Magnolia sinica is the source of this 511-nucleotide messenger RNA. RefSeq lists its product as uncharacterized. Gene Ontology annotation, molecular function: ATP binding. The transcript has 2 exons. The coding region runs from base 131 to 511 and encodes 126 amino acids. Lineage: Eukaryota; Viridiplantae; Streptophyta; Magnoliopsida; Magnoliales; Magnoliaceae. The record is from RefSeq and is a predicted model, not a curated record.
AUUUAUAUGUUUUCUCACCAUGAAUUAUCCCACGGGAAUUCAGAACCAACAAGGUAGGUUGGUGCUUUCGGAGUAGCCUGGGAAAGUGAACCUGAAUCAAGUGUGCUUCCAUUUUCCCACCUUUCCAGAUAUGUACUGGAUGGUUGUGACAUAUCUCACAAUUUUGGUACCAGCCUAUCGUGUUGGCCUUGGGGAGCUGAGAAGUUCAAAAUGUGGCCUUAUCUCUUACGACGUUAUUGUCAAUUUGCUUACCUUCAUUGCAAUUCAGGACCUCAAGGCCAAAUUGUUGGAUCAGAUGAGCCCCAGUUUACCGCCAAUUACAGAUGGCAUUAACCGCUUGCAGAUAAUAAAAAACAAUGACCUUGAAGAGUUGCGGGAACUGGGUUCUGGCACAUUUGGGACUGUGUAUCAUGGGAAGUGGAGGGGUACUGAUGUUGCGAUAAAACGAAUCAAUGAUAGGUGUUUUGCUGGAAAGCCUUCAGAGCAGGAUCUUGUGCAGCUGUUCUGUUAG